Molecule: messenger RNA, 4191 nt
Organism: Acanthopagrus latus (yellowfin seabream)
Lineage: Eukaryota; Metazoa; Chordata; Actinopteri; Spariformes; Sparidae
Product: transmembrane protein 229A
Exons: 1
Coding region: 200-1288 (362 amino acids)
Source: RefSeq, a predicted model, not a curated record
AAUGUUUCCCCCAAAAAACUACAUAGUGCACCUUUAAGCUUCGAUACUGCUGUUUGCUUCCACAAACACAGUUUCUUCCGUGGGGCCCGUGAACGCAACACCGACUCUACAGUGCGGGAGAUGCUGCAGCAGCGGAACACUACAGAAAACAAUGUGUAGGAAGAGGACGGCUGGAUCUCUCCGUGCACACUGACUGAUCAUGGCCGGUCGGUGCCGAGACGGCCCCCGCAGCCGCCCGGGAGACCCCGCCGGUGGUGGCCUGAAAUCGGCGCGAACGCCCCGCCAGCAAGGAGACGAACCGCCCGGAGGGAGCGAGGACGCGGCGGAGCCUCUGCGGGAGCUGCCGCGGUGGAUGCGGCUGUACUUCUACGGGAUGCACGGGGUGACUCUGGACGUCCUGCUCUCGUCCUUACAGGGGCUCGUGAACCACCGGGACCCGAAGCUGCUGGGCUUCUCCUCCCCGUACCUCUGCGUCAUGCACUCGCUGACCCACUUUGCGCUGGAGAAGAUCUACUCGCAGAAGAGGUGUUUCCGAGGUCGGCCCGUGGUGUUCCACCUGGUCUUCUACCCGUCCGUCUACAUCGGGCUGCAGAUCCUCAUCGGGAACAUCAACACCCUGACCGAGCAGGUGAGGCUGGUGUCCGGGACCCAGCUGGUGGUGCACUACGUCCUGGCGCUGUAUUUCGCCCAGGUGUUCCACAGAUGGCUGUCCGGGCUGCAGUACCACCCCGACCCCCCGCGGCGGCCCGUCCCGGAGGACAGCGCGCACGACCGGGGGCCCUCUCCUCGCGCUCUCCCCGGCCUCGUGCGGUUCCUGUUCUUCGGGAUGCACGGUUUCCUGGACGAGGUCAUCUUCACGUCCGUCUUCAACCUGGUGGAGAAGUCCGACCGGACCCUGAGCGGCCACACGUCCCUGUGGUCCUUCCUCAUGUACGGCAGCUGCAGCUUCGUGGUGGAGAAGCUCUACCUCCACCUGCACUUCGGCAGAGGCUGGGGGACGUGCCGGAGGCUCCCCAUCUACAUCUGCUUCAUCUACGCCUGGGAGUUCUCCUGGGGCCUGGCGCUCAGGCAGUUCGGCGCCUGCUCCUGGGACUACUCUCACUACCCUCAUAACUUCAUGGGGCUCAUCACCCUGCUGUACCUGCCGGGAUGGCUCUGCCUCAGCCUGUACCAGGACGUGCUGUCCAACGUGCUGCUGAGGAUCAAGUGCACCAGAGCCGAGGACGGGCCCAGCGGGGAGAGUGUGGAGGUGAACGGACAGCUGGAGUCCAAGAAAAAACUGCUUUGAGUUGUCUGUAUUUAUUUAUUUUUUUUUUAAUCUUUAUUUAGGUUUUAACUUUGUACUAAUGGGGAAGAAACAAGCAUGCAUUCUUUGAGUGUGGUCACUCAAUUGAAAAAAGGACAUGAAGAAGAUGGAUGUUUGACAAGGUUAAAGGUGCAUUAUGUGGAAAUUUCAAUCAGAAGAGAAAGAUCUUCACCGGCAGAUUUGUUUGUUUUUUUUAACUGAGAGUUUGUUUAGUUAGUUGUCAAUGAAGAAAUGUUCUCCGCUGAUUGAUAUUUCUUUCUCCAAAAACUACAAAGAGCACCUUUAAAUCAAAACCACUUUGGGAUGGCAAGAUGUUGCCAUGACGACAGCUGUUGAGAUGUUCAUGGAGUUAGGAGUCUGGUUACCUCGGAGCCUGGACACUUGUUACCAGUGAUCCAGGCGACACUUCUGGGGGGUCCGGUAAUUAAAAACACGACCAACAAGGACACCAAACUGUUUACCUAACCUCUUUUGAAUUAACCGAAGCCAACUGCCGUUUGUAUACGAUGUGAAAUCUAGUUGUGAUAUUCGUGUUUUACGAGUCCUCUUGACUGCGUGUGAAUACUUUUCGCUGUCACUCACAGUGACAGACUUGCGAUUGCGUCAUCCGCACCGGCAUGCUUUUUACCGUAGCUCAUACCUGCAUGCUGCAAAGUACAAACAACACCUGGGAAGUUUGUUUUUCAAAGCGGUUCGUUGGCUACAUCGGCGUUUUUGAGACAAGUAGGACGUAAAAACAGCCGUUGAGAGGACCACGUUCCAUCUAAAUGUUCAUUUCGAUUUAUUCUAUUCAGUUUGUAAUUGACACUUUUUAUAACUCAGCUUGUUGAUAUGACCCCCGAGUAAUGCAUGGUGAUUAUAGAGUAGUGAUAAACCCAGUAAUAUAUGUAGCAAAGAAAAACCUGUAGCUGAAUGGACACGAGGAGCGGGAGCUGACUGUGAAUCGUUCGUUAACCAAAUUUGCUGGAGUGCCUUCCUGCAUGUGCAAACAGGGUCGACCAGGUUCCCAUGGUGGCUCCACUUUUUACAUAUAUUGUAGUAUUUCAUUAUUAAUCAUAAUUGUAGAGAUGUUUGAACUUCCAGCGCUGACCCAGUCAGUGAGGAUGCGUUUGUGUCGGGAUUAGAACCACACCGCUAACGGCCGGGUGUUAAAUCUUCAAAUGUACUGAUUUCUUUUUGGGAACCUGGAACAUCUAAUUCUGUUUACUGCUAAAGUUCACAAGAAAUCCUCGUGUUGAGGACGACUCUGUAUGCUUUCUUGAUUUUACUUUUUAAAACUUUUUAGAGUCCCAUACGUCAAGUUUUUAACCUACUUUUACUGAGCACGGUUACCCCAAACUGAUGGACAUUUCUUGUAAAAUGUAGAGAGCUGACAUGUUAAUCUUAAAAUAUAUAAAUAUAUGAAAUCCAUGAAUAAACGUAGCUUAAGUGAAUAAAGUACAGACAUGUUUUAAAUGUAGUUCCUAGUUAGCAAACCCCAACUGUGUAUACUGUGUAGAGCAAAAUUUGCCUUAUUAACAAACUAAAAGUACCUCACACUGUGGCUAAACAAAUGGUAAAUCUUGGCAAACGUAUCCGCUCUGUGCCCGUCACUUUGUUAGUUAACUGACCAUUGUUUGGAGUCAGUUCUCACGGUAGUUAAGUGGCAUCAGUUGAAGCCAUUCACUCCCACAGUAGCAUUUUAACUUGGUGCUGGUAUCAUUUAUGAAGCUGCCCAUUAGUUACUUCUUUACAUAUUAGUUUACGUCUAAAUUCUGAUAUUUGAAUAAAGUAAUAUUUAGAAGUAUAUUCCUAGUAACAUAUUUUAAAGGUUCCAUGUUAUGUUCAUCUUUAGUUUCAUACUUUUAGUUUGGAUGUUUACAUGCUUUAAUGUUCAAAAAGCAGAUAUUUUUUCUUAUACUUACCAUUGCUGCAGCUCCUCUAUUCACCCUGUCUUAACGCUCUGUUCUGUCUAUGUCUCUUUAAGACCACCCCCCCCCACACACACACACACACACACACACACACACACACGCAAAGACCCAAUGUACUCUGAUUGGCCAGCUCUCACGUGUCUGAGCAGACACUGUCCACUGUGUUUGCACCUCAGCUCUGUUGACUUUUUUGCAACUAUAGCCUUGCUGAGAGUGGCAACUAUACAGUUGUGACAUCGCAACUUUACUGAAGUCCUAAUAACUCACUUAAAGGCAGCGUUUCUGUAAUGGGCGCUUUCUUCCAUGGACUGAAGGGAUUGAAGCUCCCAUAGCAUUUAUAGUAUAGAGCACCUCAACCUGCUUUAUAAUUGAAAAGACAGGAAAUCUAAUUUUCUACAAUAUGGGACCUUUAAAACAUACAAAAUUAGGAUUAGAUAGAUAAAAUACCAGAUUUUUAUCCGGUCUUUAAGGGAUUUGUCAAGGAUCAGAAUGUAUCUUGACUGCACGUAUUUAGAAGGACAACUAUCUCAAACACUUUAUCUUAUCAUCAAAAAAAAACAGGUUUUCAAACGUUAUGUUAAUAAAUCAUUGUCAAAACUGAUGCAAGUAGUGCUGAACGUUUACAGUUGGUGAGCCCUGCCCAUGGCUGGUGUGUUCCUGGGCUUUUUGUUCAGCUUGGCAGCUAUUAGAGGUUCUCAGACAUUUUCAUUCACUGAACCACAGCGACGUGACUGAAUGACUUUGUACUUUGUACUUUGUACGUCUUUGAGAUUUUUCCAUGGCCGAAUAACUGUAUUUCAAUCACACUUUACUUUGUUCUGUGGUAUUCACCAGUUUUGAAAAAAAAAACAAAAAGACCAAACCGCUUUUAGAAGACGCAAAUUAAAGUGAAAAACGAUGACUGACUUGCAAUGGCAUGUACUGUAAGACUUACAGUUUUAAUUAAAGCUGACUUUUUUCCCUGUGGCAUGA